AUGGCAAUGCAAUUACAUUCUUUUCUCUUAGGCAUACUGCUACUAAUUGGCUUUGCUUUCACAAAUAGUGAAGCUGAUAUUAGAGCUCCACCCACACAUUUUGACACUGCUUCUCUCAACAGGAGUAGUUUUCCAGAAGGGUUCAUAUUUGGUGUAGGUUCUGGAUCUUACCAAUAUGAAGGUGCUGCAAAAGAAGGUGGUAGAGGACCAAGCAUUUGGGAUACCUUCACCCACAAAUAUCCAGAAAAGAUUAGCGAUAGAAGCAAUGGAGAUAUCACUGUUGAUCAAUAUCACCGCUAUAAGGAAGAUGUGGGGAUUAUGAAGAAUAUGGGGUGGGAUGCUUAUCGAUUCUCUAUCUCAUGGUCAAGAUUGUUACCAAAUGGAAAGUUAAGUGGAGGAGUGAACAAGGAAGGAAUCAAAUAUUACAACAAUCUUAUCAAUGAGCUCUUACGCAAUGGUUUAACGCCAUUUGUGACACUCUUUCAUUGGGAUCUUCCCCAAACUUUAGAAGAUGAAUAUGGUGGUUUCUUAAGCCCUCAUAUUGUCAAUCAUUUUCAAGAUUAUGCAGAACUUUGUUAUAAGGAAUUUGGUGAUCGAGUAAAGCAUUGGAGCACCCUGAAUGAGCCAUAUAUCUUCAGUUAUAAUGGUUAUGCAAUCGGGGUCAAUGCGCCAGGACGAUGCUCCACUUGGCAGCAGCUAAAUUGCACCGGCGGAGAUUCAUCUACUGACCAUAUUUGGUUUGCUGAGCCAUUGACAAGUGGUGACUAUCCGCAAAGCAUGCGAGAUCAUGUAGGAAGCCGAUUACCAAAAUUCACGAAAGAACAAUCAAAGUUGCUAAUUGGUUCAUUUGAUUUUCUUGGACUAAAUUACUAUACGAGUUACUAUGCAAGCAAUGCACCUCAAAAUAACUCGGUAUACGCGAGCUACACAACAGAUGCUGGCGUUAAUCUUUCAUCUGAGCGUAAUGGGGUCCCCAUCGGUCCAAAGGGUGCUUCGUCGUGGUUAAUGUUUAUCCACGAGGAAUUCAACAUCUUUUACGCUACACAAAGAAAAAGUGUGGAUGAGUUGAAUGAUCCGAAAUUAUCACUUGCUGAAGCCCUUAAUGAUACCCAUAGAAUUGACUACUACAAAAGCCACCUUCAUUAUGUUCAAAGUUCUAUUGACAAUGGUGUCAAAGUGAAGGGAUUCUUUCCGUGGACGUUGCUAGACGACUUUGAAUGGUUUUCGGGAUUCAGUGUUCGAUUUGGUAUCAUCUAUGUAGAUUACAACGAUAGGCUUAAAAGGCACCCAAAACUCUCGUCGCACUGGUUCAAAAGUUUCCUUAAGAAGUAUUGA
Messenger RNA from Prunus armeniaca (apricot), 1335 nucleotides. NCBI's taxonomy places the organism in Eukaryota, Viridiplantae, Streptophyta, Magnoliopsida, Rosales, Rosaceae. The record is from the annotation of a GenBank genome assembly.